AUGUCAGACACUUCAGUACCCUCUCGUCUGACGCAGCUACCACUAGGUGACGAGGCGCCACGAUACACUGCUUCCGAACUACACUCCUACUUCCAGCGCAUCCGUCUCCCCCAGAAAUAUCUGAACACACCUCUACUAUCAGACAAAACGCUAGCCACAACCAAACAACACGGCCUCCCAUUCCUGCAAGCUCUAACCAGACACCACACCAGUCACAUCCCCUUCGAGAACCUCGAGCUCCACUACUCCACCCACAAAACCGUCACACUCAACCCACGCGACCUAUACACCAAGAUAGUAACCCAGCGCCGCGGCGGCCGCUGCAUGGAAAACAACACCUUCUUCGCCACCGUUCUGCGCUCGCUGGGCUUUCAUGUGCGCAAUUGUGGCGGCCGCGUGUCGCGCGCCAUGAGCCCCUACCCAGAAGUGCGUCGGCAGCAAGCGUCCACAUACGAUGGAUGGAAUCACAUGCUGAAUCUCGUGGGAUUCGAUGCGGGCUGGUACGUGGCAGACGUUGGCAUGGGGGCCAUGGGCCCCAAUCUCCCGUAUCCCUUGCAAGAUGGAUUCGAAACGACGAGCAUUGCUCCCCGACUCAUCCGCGUCCAACGACGCGCUAUUGCAGAGUCGUAUGGAACCCACUCCAACGAAAUGUGGUGUUACGACGUUUGCUAUAACCCGAGCGACGAGGGUGACGAUAAGUGGACGCCGGUUUAUUGCUUUACGGAGACGGAAUUCCUUCCUCAGGAUUACGAGAUCAUGUCGUGGUUCACAUCUACGAAUCCGACAUCCUUCUUCACCAAAUAUGUCACCAGUACUAAAAUGCUCAUGGACGAUACCAGAGAGAGGAUUGUGGGGAGUGUGACGCUUUUUGAAGGCGGGGUUAAGCAGAGUAUUGGGCUUGAUCGCGAGAUUGUACGGGAUUGUAAGACGGAGGAGGAGCGGAUUGCUGCGCUGAAAGAGAUUUUCGGGAUAGAGCUGACGGAAGAGGAGAGAAAGGGGAUUCUACAAGACUUGAGAUUGGGUUAG
This is a messenger RNA of Alternaria infectoria, 1026 nucleotides long. RefSeq lists its product as uncharacterized. The transcript has a single exon. Gene Ontology annotation, molecular function: acetyltransferase activity. NCBI's taxonomy places the organism in Eukaryota, Fungi, Ascomycota, Dothideomycetes, Pleosporales, Pleosporaceae. The record is from RefSeq and is a predicted model, not a curated record. The coding region runs from base 1 to 1026 and encodes 341 amino acids.